Messenger RNA from Amphibalanus amphitrite, 1737 nucleotides. It is a transcript of the gene Dnali1, whose product is annotated as 33 kDa inner dynein arm light chain, axonemal-like. Gene Ontology annotation, molecular function: dynein heavy chain binding. Lineage: Eukaryota; Metazoa; Arthropoda; Thecostraca; Balanomorpha; Balanidae. Bases 632 to 1423 code for a protein of 263 amino acids. Gene Ontology annotation, cellular component: filopodium; axoneme. The transcript has 3 exons. The record is from RefSeq and is a predicted model, not a curated record.
AGAAACAACCUUCGGGUACGCUGUUACAUUCUAGCGGCCUGAUGUUGCAACUUGCUGAGUGCCUAUCAUCACUGUGUCCAUUUGACUACUGAUGAUGCUCUCUUGCGAGAAGAACGGGUUCAGGCGGCCCAGAUACCAGGCGUCGGUAAAAAGUCGUGCCAUGUCGCUCAUCGCUGGCCGGCUCGCUCCGGCAGCUGGGAGCCACCUGUUGUGCGAUGGCCGGCGGGUCACAAACUCGGCACCGACCGGCACCGUCUCGUAGCAACCGUUCAUCGAUUCAACCAGACGGCCACACACGCAGGCACCCAUGGAGCUGGACGGUGGUUUGGAUCGCAGUCAGUUUUUAACAGGGCUUGCGAGCGAAGGGCGCGUUGAUUAUACGUGAAAGCGUAUAUUCUAAUCUGGCACGUGAUUUUAGCUGGGGAAAUAAAGUGCAACAUAUUUUAAGAAAUAAAUUUUUGCCUUUGGUUUUCGACAAAGCUUUCGAGGUGUAUUUUAAAUUGCCAACAAAUGGUGCGAGCAUCGUAUUAACGCAAAAAAAAGCUGUCAAAAGUGAGUGCAAAAACAUUAUAUGCAAUCAAGAAGCUAAAGACGUUUGGACGGAAUCUGUGUGAUCCCACAAAAGUUCGUCAUGGCUGCGAGCAUGAUACCAGCGAACGUAUCUCUUGUGAGAUAUGACAACCCGGUUCUCGUCACCAAACAUACCGAAAAGAAAACACCCUAUGCGAAGGACAAAACCACGGUGCCGGUGCCACCGGAGGGCCUGGGCCCGGUGCCCACAGCGGCCCAGUCCGGUCUGAGCAAGCGGCCCGGUCACGGGGACGCCAAACAGGAUACGGAGGAGGUGCUCAACUCCAUCAUCCCGCCGCGCGAGUGGGAGGAGGAAGGCGGCCAGCUGUGGCGCCAGCAGGUCUCCACCACGCCGGCCACCCGGCUGGACGUGCUCAACCUGCAGGAGCAGCUGGACAUGAAGCUACAGCAGCGGCAGGCCAGGGAGACAGGAAUCUGUCCGGUCAGACGCGAACUGUAUUCACAGGCAUUUGACGAAGUGAUUCGUCAGGUGACGAUCAACUGCGCCGAGCGCGGCCUGCUGCUGCUGCGGAUCAGAGACGAGCUGCGGAUGACGCUCUCCGCCUACCAGACGCUCUACGAGAGCAGCUGCGCCUUCGGCAUGCGCAAGGCGCUGCAGGCCGAGCAGGGCAAGGAGGAGCUGGAGGCGUCCAUCGCGCAGCUGGAGGUGGACAAAGAGGAACUGCUGCGACAGGUGACGGAGCUGCGUGCCAAGUGUGACCAGAUCGAGCGGAGGGCCCAGGAGCAGCGGCAGGCCGAGGAGCGGAAACACGCCGAGGAGAUCCAGUUCCUGAAGCGUACCAACCAACAGCUGAAGACCCAGCUGGAGGGCAUCAUAGCGCCCAAAAAGUAGACGGCAUUGGCUUGUAAGAAAAACUAACAUUGUGAAAUGGGAUGGAUGGGAUGAGUGGUAUAGGUGGGAUCCACUUGAAUGAAAUGCGUUUGUCUAAUUCUAGGAGUCGGCAGCAGGAAUUAUUUGUUGAAUGGGAUGAUAGAUCUGUUUUAGAGCGCGAUAUGGGAUGAAUAUCGAGGAUCAACUGCCACUUUGUCGUUGUCCAGUGAAAUCAUUGUGAGCUGCACUGGAAGAUUUGCGCAAAUUUGUUACUUUAUAUACCUACCUGUAACAGACGUUCACAGUUCUUUCAAAUAAAAUGAUAUAUCAAUAGA